Messenger RNA from Electrophorus electricus (electric eel), 4518 nucleotides. RefSeq names its product fibronectin type III domain containing 3A (gene fndc3a). Lineage: Eukaryota; Metazoa; Chordata; Actinopteri; Gymnotiformes; Gymnotidae. Gene Ontology annotation, molecular function: protein binding. The record is from RefSeq and is a predicted model, not a curated record.
UGUCCAGACCAUGAACGAGUCCAGCUCGCGCGCAGACGGAGGCUGAAUGUGAAAUUAGAACGCAGUGUCUCCACAUCCGACAUUACAGGAACAGCAGCUCCACUAUGUGUUGUUGUCGAGGUCCUGCGCUCUUAAACCUGACAUGUAACGUUAGUGUGGGCGCUUAGCUAAUGCUAACAGCAACGAGCCACGUAGGUUAGCUUGAGUUAGCUGGUUAGUUAGCUGGGUUAGCGGGUUAGUUCUACAGUUAGAGUUAGCUAGCGCUAGCAGGGUUAGCUGGUUAGCUAGCGCUAGCAGGGUCAGCUGGUUAACGUUAGCUAGCUCGCCUGCUACUGUCUAAGCGGCGCCUGUUUGCCAACAGACCAGCGAAUGACCAACAGUUUUGUGAUUCUGACUCCGCUGAAUUGGAAGGAAACGCACAUCUGUUACUGAAGAAGGAAACGAAGAACAACUGUGUGUGAAUGAGGGAGUCAUGGCUGACCACACCUCUCCCCUGGAGACCGGCCAGAUGCUCAGUCCAGACCUGCCCCUCCUCCCGCCCACGGCUCCUCCUCCUCCACCUAGCAUGGCCAAUGGAGACGGAGCACAACAGGUAAUUUUGGUGCAAGUAAACCCAGGUGAGGCCUUCACGAUCCAGCGAGAGGAUGGCCAGUACCAGUGUAUCCCAGGUCCUGCUCAGGUUCCCAUGAUGUCCCCCAAUGGCUCAGUGCCUCCAAUCUAUGUGCCUCCUGGAUAUGUUCAGCAGAUCAUCGAGGAGAACGGUGUUCGGCAUGUUCUGGUCUUACCUCAGGCAGAGUACCACCCGGGGGGACACUCUCCGCUGCACCACCCACCCCCACCACCUCCCCACGCCCACCUGCCGCCAGCCUUCAUCCCCCACCCACAUCCCAUCAUGCCUGCUCCUCCUCACCUGUACUCAAGCAUGGCUGGUGGCACUGGAGACAUCAACCUUCAGAAUAUAUCUCUGUCUCAGAAUAUAGCUCUAUCUCACCCAGCCAUGUAUCCAGAGCAGGUUUCUGCGGAUACUCUUCUGCCGCACGUACGCGCCUCGUUUGUUCACAAGGAUGAAAGGGCUAACAAAACACACGAGCGUCUGCAGAAGAAACUAAAGGAGCGUCAGGGUGGACACGCUGCAGGAGGCGGGCUGGCUCCGCCCAAAGACAGCCCACCCCAGUCCCCCCAGAAGAGUCGCCCCUCCCCGCCAGCAGGGGGUGAUCUCCACAAUGGCCUGGGGCUGAAGGGGGUUGAGGAACAGUGCCAGGCGAGUGCGGCGGUCCCUGGCCUUGGCAUAGACGGUCCAAGACGAGAAGGGGAGGCGGAGCCUGGAGAAAUGAAUGAAAAGAUACAAGUUGUCCAAGAAUUGCUGGACAGUAUCAGGAAGCCAGAGGUAACAGACAUCCAGGCCAGGGGGGCGUGUCUGUGCUGGGAGGCUCCGUUCAAACCAGCUGUGGAGGAGGAGCAGAAGGAGAGGGAGGAGCCAGUGGAAGAACUCCACCUCACCUACGAGGUGUCAGUCUCCUACAGCGGCAAAGAGGGCAAAUACAGUAGCGCUUGCAGUGGUGAAGAACUAAGUGCAACCAUACAGAACCUAAGACCAGCAACAGACUACCACGUCAGGGUUCAGGCUGUGUAUAAGUGUUUACAGGGAAGCCCCUCAGAGCCUGCCAGUUUCACUACCCUGAGCUGUGAGCCAGACACGCCUGUCCCACCUCGCAAGGCCAGCGGCACAAAAAACACCCUUGUGCUUCAGUGGAAGGCACCUUGUGACAACGGUUCCAAAAUCCAGAACUACAUUCUGCAAUGGGAUGAGGGUAAAGGCACGAGAGUGUUUGAGCAGUGCUACUAUGGCCCUCAGAAGCAGUACAGGGUGACCAAACUCUCGCCAGCAUCCAAAUACUCAUUCCGUCUAGCAGCCAAAAACAGCCUGGGUAUUAGUGAGUUCAGUGAGCCUGUGGACCUGCUGACCUCCUGCAGUGUCCCGGCGCCACCCGUCAGUCCCGGUUUGGUACAGGCCGGGGUCACCUGGCUCUGUGUGCAGUGGAACAGGCCAGUAGGCUCUCCAAAAGAGGAUGACAUAAAUUACGUGCUGGAGAUGGAAGAAGAGAGUUCGGGUUAUGGGUUCCAGCCCAGCUACGAUGGUGACGAGAUGUCAUGUACAGUGAGGAAUCUGCACCGCAGCACUAAGUACAGGUUCCGGGUGGCUGCAUAUAACACUGAAGGGAAGAGUAACCCCAGCGCUGUUUCAGAGUUUUCCACGGCUCCGGACGCCCCCAGCGCGCCCUGCCGAAUCUCCAUCAAGGGCAAACCGCAUCCUGGCAGCUUCCGCAUGAGCUGGGAUCCCCCUAAAGACAGCGGCGGUUCAGAUGUGGUGGAGUACUUGGUGGAGCUGUCUGAAGGUCUGAGUGGAUCUUCUUGGGAGCAGGUGUACAAGGGUUCAGCUUUGGAAUGCGUGUGUGAUGGACUGAAGCCAGGUUUGUCGUACCAGGCUAGAGUCUACUGUUUCAGUGAAGGAGGGAAGAGCACGCCGUCUGAGAUCCUCCUGGUUCAGAUUCCAGCGGUUCCUCCGGGCCCCUGUCUCCCCCCCAGAGUAGUGGGCAAGCCCAAAGCCAGAGAGGUUCAGCUUCACUGGGCGCCACCCCAGGUGGACGGAGGCAGUGCGGUCUGUGGCUACAGUGUGGAGGUGCUGUGUCCUCACACUGAAGACAGCAGGGACGUGUCCCAGGGCUGCGAGCUCAGCUGCACCAUAAGUAGCCUGUUGCCAGGCAGAACAUACAGCUUCCGCCUGAGAGCAGCUAACAAGGCUGGGUAUGGGCCGUUCUCUGAGCGGACUGAGUUGACAACUGCUCCGGGACCCCCGGAUCCUUGCCGCGCCCCUAACAUCGUGUGUAAAUCGCCGAGCUGUGCUGUGGUCAGCUGGGAAACUCCACUCUGUAACGGAGCACCAGUGACGGAGUUUCGGCUGGAGUGGGGUGCAGCAGAGGGGACCAUGCAGGUCUGCUACAGCGGCGCCAUCGCAAACUACGAGCUGAAAGGACUGGUCCCUGCCUCCAACUACUACUGUAGAGUACAGGCGGUGAACGUGGCAGGCGCGGGGCCCUUCAGUGACGCGGUUCUCUGCCGGACGCUGUGCUCUGUGCCGGCGGCCGUCAGCACCGUGCACGUCCUGCGUGAGAGCGACAUGUGGCUGGAGGAGGGCAGCGCUGAGUGUCAGGAGGGUGAGGAGGCACCUGGAGCAUCUCCGCCCUCUCCACCGCUCUACUCUCCCUCCACCUGCCUGGGCUUGCGCUGGGAGGCCCCCUGCGACCACGGAGCAGAGAUUACCUCGUACCUGAUUGACAUCGGAGAGAGACAGCCCAUCCUCACAGGCCCUGUAACCAAAUACAUCAUACAGAACCUGCAGCCAGACACCAGUUACAGGAUAAGGAUCCAGGCUCUGAACAGCCUGGGCGCUGGUCCCUUUAGUUACACUUUUAAGCUGAAGACCAAGCCACUGCCUCCUGUCCCCCCGCGCCUGGAGUGCAGCACCUUCAGCCACACGCUGCGUCUGAAGUGGGGAGAGGGUCCUGUCAGGGCCCCCCCCGACUCCCUGCAGUACCACCUGCAGAUGGAAGACAAGAGCGGCAGGUUUAUAUCCUUGUAUAAAGGACCUUGCCACACUCACAAGGUGCAGAGGCUAAAUGAGUCUACCUCGUAUUCGUUUCGCAUCCAGGCCUUUAACGAGGCAGGCGAAGGGCCUUUCUCCUGUGUUUACACCUUCACCACGCCCCGCUCACCGCCGCCGCAGCUCAAAGCACCUCGUGUGGAGAGACUGGAUGACUCCUGUGAGAUCAGCUGGGAAACCCUGCCGUCUAUGAAAGGAGACCCCGUUAUCUACUGCCUGCAGAGCAUGCAGGGCAACUCUGACUUCAGACAGCUCUAUAAGGGCUCCGCCACGCUGUUCCAGCUGUCCAGCCUCAGCUCGUCCGCCGAGUACCGCUUUCGAGUCUGUGCGAUACGGCAGUGUCAGGACAGCCCUGAGAUCACGGGUCCCUACAGCUCCACAGUCACACUCCUGCCACCUCGGCACGAGCCCCCGGGGGCCUCCAGCGGCGUGGGGCCCAGGGGGACCGACAUGGAGCCGCUCCGUCGCAGCCUGACGGACGAACAGUUCUCCUUCCUCAUCAUCGCCCUGCUGGCCGUCACCUCCAUCCUCAUCGCUGUUGCUAUUCAGUACCUGGUCAUCGAGUGAGUCUUCAGGCUGCAAGGUGUUUGGCUUGGAUUUGUUUUCGGUUGGUUUUUCUUCUGUUGGCUUCAUUCUUGGCGCCGGUGUGGGUCACAGGAGGGGUGAGGAGCAGACCCCGAAGCUACAGGUGUGUCUGCCAGUGGUGUUUCUCAUCUCUCUCUCUCUCUCUCUCUCUCUCUCUGCUGUCCAACAAUUCUUUUUCUCUGCCCUGCUGACAGUAAGAUCCUUGUUCCACUUUCAUUACCUCCAAUGUAAUCAUUGGAGGGUUAGAAAUAAAGCUUACUGCCUGUCAUGUA